AUGUAUAUUGUUAUCAAAUCCUUUCAAGGACCCCUGUCCAAGCCAUUGGAGGCGCUGUUUGGUACCCGCAUCGUGGUCAUAGUCUGCGGAUUCCUCUUAGGGGCGUCUGUUAUCGCCUCGUCCUUCUUGACCAGCGCUAUCCAGAUGACACUUGUCCUAUCCUUAUUCGCUGGGCCUGGCUUGAUGAUCACCAAUGUUUUGUCAAGAGCUUUGACGGGUCGUUAUUUCACCACGAACUAUGGGACGGUGAAUGGCAUUGGGACUGCAGGAGAUGCAGUGGGCUUGGUUUCCUUUGCCCCAUUGACACAAGUGCUUUUAGACACCUACGGUUGGCGAGGUGCCUUGCUACUGCUUGGGGCUAUAAGCAUGCAUCUUGGUGUAUGUGGCCUCCUGUUAAGGCCAUCACCAACAUCUGCAGAGGGGCGGGACGACUACCUGCCAAUCGUCCAAAGUGAAGAGGAACCAUUGGUAGACGAAUCGGCAAACCCCAAUGCUGAAAAGAUACCAAUCCUCUGCAUCCUGAAGGACGCUGUGAUUGCUCUGGGGAAUAGUUUAGGCUGUGCGGUGUGCAGUCGCGGCGCAUUCUGGAUAGCGUGGCUUGUUUCCGCCUGCCAUGUGUUCGUGGGCAGCCUAUGGCUGAUAUACUUCGUCGCUUACGCCGAGUCGAAAGGUUUCUCUGGAUACGAAGCUGUUACAUUCACCACUUGUGCUGGGAUAGGGAGCUUGGUUUUCAAGGUUUUUAAUGGUUAUGUCGUGGACCAAGGUUGGAUCGAGCUACGAUGGGCCUUGCUAAUUUUAAUCAUAAUUUCUGGCUUGGCUCUAUUCCUGCUUCCCUUGUUGAGCUCUUACUGGUUAAUGAUUGUCAACGCCUUCAUCUUCAAUGGUUGCGUGGGAGGGCUAUCAUCAAUUGGUGACAUUUACACCCGGGAACUGCUGGGGGCUGAAGACCUGGUGUCGGCUUUCAGCUGGAUGGACCUUAUAACAGCAAUCUUUCAAAUUUCUUUGGGAUUCUUCCCUGGUUGGAUAUUUGACCAGACUGGGAGAUACGACGAGGCUUUUGUCAUCUUGGGAUUCAUCUCACUUCUACCGUUGGUGUCGCUGCUCGUGGAAAAGUUACUCAGCCGAAGGAAGGAGUAAUAACAUCCGUGAAUAUUACGAUUGUCCACAGCAUGAGUACAGGCUCUAUGAUUUGGAAUUCGUAAUGCUUGAAACACUACGUUAAGGACACAUAACGUGUAUUUAGUGUCGCAUGCAUAUCAGGACAAAACUCAGCAGCAAGCGGGUAGCCUAUGCUGUGAACGACCUCUAGUUGAUGUCACAUAUCCCCAUCAUUUACUGCGAAUACAAUGGAAAAAGGUAAAUGUAACGUCUAAUCAUAAUAAAUGUAACUAAGAUAUGUGGCUCUUCUUGAAAACAAACACCUUGAUGGAUCUAACGUUCAGCGUGUCCAUGCAGUCAACACGCUUUCUACGUAUACGAGGGGCAGGAACAUUUGUGUCCCUUCCGUGAAAACGCAAAAUGCAAUUAUCGAGAUUUUGGCCCCUAACAAACUGAAAUCGGAACAAAAUGCUAUUUUCGACAUGUGUGGCUCGUCAUGAAAGCAGUGACGAAUUGAGAUCUUCUGUCCCCCUUUGAGCAAUACUACCUUAAUGGAUACUAAUGUAGCCUAUAGGCCCUCGCUCUGGUAUAGCUCAUACUCCCUCAUUUGUUAGAAACUAGAAAUAUUAUCCGUAGGUUUUUCAAGAUACCCUGUUAUUUUAUGGAGGCAUUGUCUUAGAAACGUUUUAAUGAAUUUUUAAUGACAUUGGAAGGUUAACAUUGGCGGGACGUCUCUUAACGUUUAAUUAGCAUUAAAUUAACAUUAAAUUAUGUUUAAAUGGCAGUGUUGUCAUAAUAUUUCAAAUUGUGCUAUAGCAACAUGGUCUUACAAACAUUUUCAUGACAUUUUGGUAAUUUUUUACAAAACGUUUGUUUUUAUGAAGUCAUAUUUACCUCAAUGUUCAAGAACGUUAACAAAAUGUUCAUAUAAUAUUAUGUAUGAUAUUUGUUCAUCAUGUUAAGUACAGUUUUCUAAACACAUUCUAUCGACAUCAUUAUACUGGAACUUUCAAAUAAGUGCAAUUACUAUGAUGGUUUAAUUUAAAAAUACGAAAUCUACUAAAAUAUAGGCCUACUUCGCGUUCUGAACGUUAAGAGGUUGAAUUGACUUAUUUAAACGUGAGCAACUGUGCUGUUGCCUCAAGUAUUGAUCGAGAGUUUUGAAGAUUUUGUCAACACUGGUACAUUGAAUUUCCAAGAUAUUUCCUCAGCAUAUUGGCUAUAACAAUGCAAGUAAAAUAAAUAACGAACGGAAUUUAGAAUGAUAACAUCAUGAUAUCAUUAUAAUAGGUUUAAACAUCUAAAGCACUGCUUUAAAUAAUAAAUACACGUUUGGGUAACAUUUACAAAACAUAGGGGUACACGGGUAGGAUAUAAUAAAUAGUCGUUGCAUUUGGACGAAAAAAGAUAAACGUUAAUUAGCUCCAAUGGACUCGCCAAGAGAGGCCGCUCACUCUAUGAUAAAUUAUA
Molecule: messenger RNA, 2568 nt
Organism: Acanthaster planci (crown-of-thorns starfish)
Lineage: Eukaryota; Metazoa; Echinodermata; Asteroidea; Valvatida; Acanthasteridae
Product: monocarboxylate transporter 12-like
Biological process (GO): transmembrane transport
Molecular function (GO): monocarboxylic acid transmembrane transporter activity
Source: RefSeq, a predicted model, not a curated record